Dromaius novaehollandiae (emu) is the source of this 1770-nucleotide messenger RNA. It is a transcript of the gene SPMIP4, whose product is annotated as sperm microtubule inner protein 4. The transcript is spliced from 9 exons. Bases 1 to 1770 code for a protein of 589 amino acids. The record is from RefSeq and is a predicted model, not a curated record. NCBI's taxonomy places the organism in Eukaryota, Metazoa, Chordata, Aves, Casuariiformes, Dromaiidae. Gene Ontology annotation, cellular component: centrosome.
AUGCUACCUGACUUGGCCCACUACUAUAGAGAAAUGGAGGGAACUGACAUCCUGUCAAGAACCUUUGAGUCUAAUGAGAUACUAACUCCACUUCAAAUUCCUUCACGUCCAACUGUCUCACAAGAUAGAUAUAACAAGUUCAGGGAAUCCCUUCAUUGGUGCAGGCUUCCCUGGGGAACAGAGAGGGAGCAUGGAGGAACUGCACUACUUGUAUUGCCAGAAGAACACAGGGCAAAGGACCAGCCUGCCUGUGCACUUGUUAAAGGACAUCAACAUUAUGGUAGUGCUGUAGACCCCUGGCCAAGAGGCCUUCCCAUUGAACAAUACUAUUAUGUCGCCCAGCUGAAAAAAAGUGAUGUGCGUAUGAAUGAUGAGCUGCUUCAUAAGCCGCCAGACAGUUUGGCUAAACCACUGUGCCUGCCCUUUCCCACCUCUCAUCCCUACCAGACACACAUCUCUAGGUACACCAUGUUCCCAAACUUCAGAUCAACUGAGGAUCGAUACACUGGGGUUGAGGCAAGCCAUCAUCAGCCUUUUCAUCCCAAUACCCCUACCAAGGCUUUUGAUGUGGUUGUUCUGAGGAAGACCAAAGGUAAUCCAUACAGGCACGAAGUGGUCAGUAUUCCCUCUGACUUCCGGAAGGAGGCUGUGCAUUGGCUGGGACAGCACACAUACUUCCAUCUUCCUAAGCUUGCUGAACAAAAGGAUCAAAUAUACUGUCCAAAUCCACCAAAGACAGUGGCCCCUAACUCCACUCUUAAAGAUCUAGAACAUAAACUCUCUCCAAGAACAACCAAUAUGUUACGAAACAGUGAAAGGGCUCAGUGGAUCACAACAUACAGUCGGGACUUCACAGGCAGAGGUCCUAUGAAUCCCCUUAACCUGGAUGACUAUGACAUGAAGGUACUUGACAAAUUAACGCAAGAACUAGGAGAAGACAUGGAACUUAAAGAAACAUUUCUACCCAGUCUUUCACAAGUGAGACCUCUUGAAGGGCGCACUGCACGUUUACUUCAAGGUCGACAUCCCCAUGAAUCAAUUCUGCAAGAACAGCACUCCUCCAAUGUUCAGAUGCCUCCACCUUUAUACAGUGUUCAUACCACUGCACCCAGCUACUCAGACACAAUGCUGAGUAAAAUAAAAGCAACAGCCAAUGAGCAGUGCAAAGUGACAGAAAACACAGAUCAGAAAUGGGAUGUGAGCCAAAAGCAGGCCCAUCUGUCUCAGAUAAGUUACCAGAAAGAUGAUUAUCUGGAUACAAGGCCACCAGCAAACAAAUUUCAGAAAAUCACUGAUGCGUGGCAAACAGAAGCAUUGUACUGGAGGCAGCUUGCAGGAAGGCCCAAAAUCGAAUCCCUUCCAAAAUCUGUAUGUUCCCCUUCCUAUAAAGAUUUGAAGCCCAGCCAUUUGGACCAAUAUAGAAUACGGAACAACAGAGGUAGUCUACAUAUGCCUAGCUUACCACAGGAUGUAAAGAGUGAGGAAAGCGGAACUAUCAUGCACAAGCUUUGGCAUCAAGAAGCAAGCCAGCCUCUAUGGAGAUCAGAGGACAGGCCAAGAAAGACAGCGCUGCCUGAAUGUAUUCCUAGUUAUAAGAUUCCUCAGCACCGGACAACAUUGCUGGAGCUGCAUGAUUCCUUCUCAAAGACAGCAGCACACAAACAUUUUCAUGAUUCUAUUAAAGGAGAGACAAAAGAUCUCAGAGAUAACAUUACUGAGAGAAGAAGACACAAAUUCUGUGGUUUCAAUUCUUUUUAUUUCUACAACUGA